CGCUGCUGCAGUCAUAUGAUCACGCAAACAUGGCGGUGGCUUGCUUGUACCGGCGGCUCGCUGUCGUAGUUUUAUUAGUGUUUACUGUUUAUUCUUCUGUGCUUAGCGCAAAUGUUGAAGUUCCCGCCUAUAUUUGGGGUUCUGAAAGUGGCUUGAAAAAAAUCCCGCAAGUGGGUUCGUUCGACAAGGUUGAACCAUCUGCCUUCGGAAAUUCCGUGGCCAAUCUUGUCGCUCAAGAAGAUGCUGUGGUCGUGGCUUUUGUCCAAGACAAGCUUAGUGCGGAAGACCUGUCCAGGGCAUCAAGUGAUGACAGAAGCUACAAGUACUUAAAGGAUGCUUUCGGCAAGGAGCAUGUGCUCGUGUUGCCAGCGGUGGAGAACCCCGUUGAUGCACUGACAUCGCACGGUGGCCUCAGGGUGACGCACCUCAACAUUCCCGAUGUUGGGGCUGUGCAGUCCGCGCUGGACGGUCUGCACGAUGGCAGCCAAGUGCUGCUGGUAGACUUGCCUCGCACCGUUGGCGUCGAGAGCCGGUUAUCAGCGCUCCAGCAGGCUGACACGAUCAUGGAGGCCACCAUGCAAGCCCUCUCAUCAGGAGGCAAGAAGUUGUUUGGCCUGUACACCGGGAGAGAUUUGGCAUCGCCGAUGGUGGAGGCUGCUCACUUGUCACGGUCCCGGCGGCACCUGCUGGUGGUGCCCGAGGCUGCACCCUCGUCAAACGAGACGGCGGGCGUGAUCAUGGUGCGCAGUGGCUGCAUGCUCAUGUACGGUCGCACGGUCACCGUGUCCUUCACCGAAGAUCCCAAGGCAGCGACGUUCACCUCGUUGACCUACAACGACACACUGAACCCCCCGCCUGUGCCCCAAUGCAGCUCGGACAACCAGCAUGCCAACAUCACAUUGAAGUUCCCAGAUUCUGGACCUGUUAAAGACUUCAGUCUCCUGAUGGUGUUCAAGUCGGACGAGCGCGGUGGCUUUGCCCUGACCGAGAUGAAUGCCACCCUGAAGAACUACCAGGACCUGCAGAUGCGUGUCAAGGACCUGUGGUGGCCUCGGGGCUUCUCCUUCUCCUGCUCCCUCUCCCAAUUUCGGCAGUACAACUCCACCAAGCUGCCCCAAUUGCACUUGCAGCUGGACACCUUCCAAGUCCAGCUCGUCCAGAACAACACGGGUCAGUUCUCGGAGAGCUACGACUGUGCGGGCUUCUUCACUACAGUCAUCUGGAUGGGCCUGCUGGUGGUGCUCCUCUACCUCAUCAUCUUGGGCUCGGGUGUCUUCUUCAUCUACGAUAUCCGCACAAACGACCGUUUUGACGACCCCAAGGGCAAGACCAUCACAGUCACCGCCUCCGACUGAUUUCUUCAGCAUCAUGCAUUUCCUUUGUGGUCCCCUCUUGCUGCUGCUAGUGGCUUACAUGUUGCAAACAUUGACAGUAGAGCUGGGUUCUGUGUGGAAUGUGUACUUGUUAUAGGUGUAGCGCCUGGGUGAAUGUUCGUGUAAAGUCAGAAUUUAGUGGUCCGCUUUCUCUUAAUGAUGUCUAUGAUGUCCUUAGAGUAUGUGCCGAAUGCUGAGGGCAGAGUUAAGCAUCCGGUGAAAAUUUAAUCUGGCAUUAUUCACAACGUUCAACAGACCUCCUUCGAUGCUUUGUUUUAGGAUUGUCCGCUUUCGCCAUUUCUUUUCCGUGGCUGUUGUUAGCGUAUACAGCACUGUAGCUUAAGAUAUCUUUUAUGUUAAAUACAGAGUCAGAUGCGAUGGAUGGAGGUUCCUGUCGCGUGUAGUUCCUUGUUCCACUGCCAAGCACUUUGAUGGUAACACUAGCUGACAUCAUUGACGUCAUUGUGGAGAGUCAGUUUUUGUAGAUUUCUUUUUGGCACUCAAUGGCUACAUUUUUAUAUUGGAGCUGGGCAAAUGAGCAUUUUCAGACAUGGAAGAACUUCUUCACCAACCUUGUGAAGCCUGUAAAAACAGCUUUGAGAAAUGAUUGAGAGGCUAGUGAAAGCGUGUUACUUGUGUAUAUACAUAGCAAUAUAUAUAAUAUAUAUAUUCUUUUUUGUGAAUAUUGGUUUCCAUGUUUUUGUCUUAUUGUAGCCCUGUAGAUAGCUUGUUGCCACUUAAAAAUCAAUUUGCAGGCCUACUUAGAAGAAAGAACUGUUCCUUUUACUUUUUCUUGGCCUUAAAGAGAACAAGUGUAUGAGAAACUGAAUGAUAGUACCAUGAACAUUAUUUUGAUGAAGAAUAUGUCAGGCGUAACUGUCGGCAAAUGUGGAGUCUUGCGGUGUAAUUUUGUACAGUAUGAGCAAAAUUAAUUCAAGUAUUUGUGCAACCUGUGUGUGUCUAGCACCGUCAUGCAUGCCUGUCAACUCCUGGGUUCGUGUGUGCUUUUGGUACAGUUGGUCGAAUAUGUGUUGCCCUAACUGCUGCCGUGGUAGUCAAGCCGUGGAUCAACAUCUGGCUCGGUUAAAGACAGGCCAGACAGGCUUUGGCUUUCGUUCUAAGUAUAGCCAUGUCAAAGCUUAUAGUUCCAGUGUACAACCAGCGUUGGCUCUGUGUAAUGCGCUGGAGUAAGUGCUACGUAAUCAGCACUCCAAAGAAAUGCUGACUAGGAAGAGGCCUUCUGUCUUCACCUUCCGGUGCUUAGAAAUGUUGGAUAUUUGCCACGAUAACCCUGCCACAUUGCCCAGCAGGGGCAUCGACCGAUGUGUGGUGUCCCACACAAUUUUUGCAAACGCUGCACUUAGAGCAAAAUUUAUGCUUCUGCCCCCCCCCCCCCCCCCCCCUCUGUCACGAACAAUUCACGAAAUUCGGCUAACCAUGGCAUAUGUGGGCUAAAUGUUCGGCCAGACUGGACCAAAGUGACAGUUUGUGUAGAAACUUCAAGUGUUGUCUGCCUGUACAGUAUGCCAUGUACGUGUUGUGUGAUGCCAAGCUGUUCAUGCCUAGUCAUACACAGCGAGCAUAAGUGAUUCUCAAGUCUUCAGAAGCAACGCAUCCCGUGUAGCGGGAAAGUGCAAGGCUUAAGAAAUCCUGUCUCAAUUUCCUUGUUCGAGUGCAACACCACAUGUCAUGGUUGCACCUGGAUUUAAAAAAUGGUGUAAUUUAUUGUAUACAUCUUCUAUGUGCCAGUUGUUUUUGUUAAUCAAGAAUAAAGCACCUUUUUCCACAA
Molecule: messenger RNA, 3162 nt
Organism: Dermacentor andersoni
Lineage: Eukaryota; Metazoa; Arthropoda; Arachnida; Ixodida; Ixodidae
Gene: VhaAC45
Product: Vacuolar H[+] ATPase AC45 accessory subunit
Cellular component (GO): proton-transporting V-type ATPase complex
Molecular function (GO): ATPase activator activity
Source: RefSeq, a predicted model, not a curated record